AUGUUGCGGGGUUUGUCAUCCAAGUCCCUUGAAAACCCUGUGACCUCCGACCCUUCCCCCCCAUGCCACGACAUGGUGACAACACGCUCAACAUCUGCCCAAGGGGCUGGUUCGGGCUCAAUCAAGCGUACCCGUAAACAGAACGGCAAGUCACGGCAGGGCUGUUCACAAUGCAAGACCAGACGAAUCAAAUGCGAUGAGAAUCAACCAGCAUGUACGAAUUGCGUGAAAAUUGGGGUUCAGUGUCCCGGAUUUGAGCAGCAGCUGCGCUGGUCGAACAAGCACGAACAACUCUCCACGGUAUCCUUCGUCGAGGCACGUCGAGAUCGACCAGGCCAUUGCAACGCUCCCCCCACGGAAGCUCGGAUGACUGAACCUGAGCACAUCAGCCCAACGGAUCAAGAGACGAAUGACCCAAGUUCCCUCGAUACUGCUUUAUCUAGUGUACUCGAAUCCGGCCUCUUAUCUCUUGACGCUAGGCCGGACAUCUCACUCUUGGUUCCCACAAUCCGACUACCAACAGCCCACGACAAUGCGGUAGCUAUUUGA
Messenger RNA from Colletotrichum higginsianum IMI 349063, 549 nucleotides. RefSeq names its product C6 zinc finger domain containing protein. Gene Ontology annotation, molecular function: DNA-binding transcription factor activity, RNA polymerase II-specific; zinc ion binding. NCBI's taxonomy places the organism in Eukaryota, Fungi, Ascomycota, Sordariomycetes, Glomerellales, Glomerellaceae. The transcript is spliced from 2 exons. The coding region runs from base 1 to 549 and encodes 182 amino acids. The record is from RefSeq and is a predicted model, not a curated record. Gene Ontology annotation, biological process: regulation of transcription by RNA polymerase II.